Messenger RNA from Magallana angulata, 6532 nucleotides. Its product is annotated as toll-like receptor 4. Gene Ontology annotation, cellular component: membrane. The coding region runs from base 3588 to 6080 and encodes 830 amino acids. Gene Ontology annotation, biological process: toll-like receptor signaling pathway; immune response. The transcript is spliced from 4 exons. Gene Ontology annotation, molecular function: transmembrane signaling receptor activity; protein binding. The record is from RefSeq and is a predicted model, not a curated record. Lineage: Eukaryota; Metazoa; Mollusca; Bivalvia; Ostreida; Ostreidae.
UAUCAAUUUGCAUGCAAAUGAAUUAUGAAAAUCUCUAUAAUGUAUCACGAGAAUAUAUUCACUUGUACAUUAUUUUUGUUGUAAAAGCUACAAGUUUUUACUUUUGUAGACGACACUCUACAAGUUUAGACAACGUGUAGAAACCUUGUCAUCACAAAACCUGAUGACGUAAUACGCAAAGAAUUUAAAUGAUUCCUCUAGUACACGUACCCGCACAAGUUUGAAAUAUCAACCUUUCUAUUAAGUUUUCUUUACACAUUGUGUCCGUCGUCAUAUCGUCUGUCUUUUCUUUGGUCCAUCCAUCCAUACAAUUUUCCUCUCGUCGAAUUCUUACUUAACUUUACUAGUCAUUGCUUGAUUGAAUCUUUCUUGAACACAGCUACAAACUGUGCUGAAUUUUAUAAUAUGAUUUGGGUUUAAAUGAAAAAGAGAUUUAUUAAAUGAAAUUUUUAUCAUGACCAACAUGAAAUAUUUUAAUAUGAUUUAUAAGUUUACUAAAAAAAAUUACUCACUUUUUUGCCCACUCCAAACAAAUUCCCGCUUUUUGGGCAAAUUGUGAAGUUUGUGUGGCGCACUGCAAGAACAAUCUUGAUGUAGCGCAUUAGGAAUUUUACAAAGAGAUGUUUUUCACAAAUGUAUUUUUUUCGACUGCUUGUACAACCAACAACGACACACCUUUUGCCUCCUCCACCCUUAUAUACAGCUUUCAUGGAUAUGGGUUCAGCAGUCAUGGUUGUAAUGACGUACAGAUCACAUGAUCAAAUAUGGAUGCGAGAAGAAUUAUGCCGUCAGAUUAGAACAAAAGUCGUCUAUACCAUAGUUACAAUCUUUGUCGGUGAUAAAACAUCAAAACUAUGAGAAACGGACAGUGUUGCGGUUUCAUGCUUUUAGUGUUUUCCAGUUUGAAUCUUGACUCUACUUGAAUGUGCACCUUUUGCCUCCAGGAUUUUUCCCAAAAGAUGUUUUGUUUUUGAAAAGUGCCUUCAAUGUUUUGUAAUUAAUUUGUAAGUAGAUAUUUAUAUUUGCAUGUCUUUUUUCUUUUUUAAUUUCUUUUUUUUUUUAAAUUGCCAUUGUGCACUUAACCCGGUUUGAUCUAUGAAAAUAUAACGUUAAGAGCCAUAUAGAAAUACACACAAUCAUCAGUUUCAGAUAUUGUCACGUAUCAUGUUAUUUUAAAAGUUCUGUUAUUAAAAUUUUAAUUUUUGUAUCGCUUUUUUAUGCCAUUAACCCUGUAGUUUCUAUUAUUCAACACAAUGAAGGAACAAAGUUAGUAAAUAUAAUCAAUGACUGCAGGAAAUAAUCAUUAUAAAGCGUUUGUUAAAAAAAUUUGCCUCUUGCUUGGUAAAAAAGCAAAGUUUCACAUGCAUAUAAAGGAUGUCAUUGCCACUCACAAUUACUUAAAAAUUACAAGGUCUUCUCAGUUAUCUAUUACUUCUAAAUAAAAAAUUUAAAAGGAAAUGAUUUCCUAUUAAAAAUGUAGCACAAUCACUGAAGUGAUUUUCGACCUACCUCUUUCAUUGUUUUCUGAUUACCUGAUAAAACCGUACUGAAGGCCAGGUACAUGUAAUAAAGGCGCCGAUUUAAAUCAUUUUGGGCUAUUGUCAACCAAAAGAAUUAUAUAUAAUUUAAACCCAACGUUAAUCUAAGCUACAUUUUUGCCCAAUGUCUUCAUUUCACUCCAGGUAAUUCAUCUAAAUUUCGAAAGGUGCAUGUGAGGGGUUACGGUGUGGAGUAAGGGGAUGUAGAAUAUUUAAAAGGGACAAACAUUUAAAUAUAUAUUUACAUUAAACAUUUAAUUCCAAAAGUGAGGGUCGUUGGUGGGGUUGAGAGGCUUUUGUAUAUUUUCAUUAAGUUUGCAUACAUGUAUUAAUUUUGGUUUUUAUACGUUGGUCUUAAAUGCUUGGAAGGGAGCGCACUUUUUUUGGAAAGUGAGGUAAAUGAAUAUGAAAUGAAAACUCUCACUUUGCUAAAUUUUCUGUGAGUACCAACCCCGAUACAACAUUCCAAUUUUAUUUUCGUUAUUAUGGCAUAACAUGACAAAGUAGUCAUUUGAGAUUGAGAUUUAAGACAUGUACGGAUAUGCGUUCGUGUGCCAUAAAUACACGUCCACGUUUUUGUAAUUUAUCAAUUGAGAUUUUAUUAGUUGUAGGUUAUUAACGUGCACGUAAAUUUCGACGUAUUUUUAAUGACAUGAAUUUACUCAAUUAAUUCCAAAUAAAUUAAGAAUUUGUAUCAAUUUGCAUGCAAAUGAAUUUUGAAAAUCUUUAUAAUGUAUCACGAGAAUAUAUUCUCUUAAACAUUAUUUUUACUGUAAAAGCUACAAGUUUGUACUUUAGUAGACGACACUCUACACGUUUAGAGAAUGUGUAAAAACCUUGUCAUCACAAAAACUGAUGACGUAAUGCGCAAAGAAUUUAAAUGAUUCCCCUAGUACACGUACCCCGCACAAGGUUGAAAUAUCAACCUUUCUAUUAAUUUUUCUUUACACACAUUGUCCGUCGUCAUAUCGUCUGUCUUUUCUUUGGUCCAUCCAUCCAUACAAUUUUCUUUUCCUUUUUUUUAACUACUCGUCGAAUUCUUACUUAACUUUACCAAAAAGCAUUCUUGGAUGGAGUGUUGAUAAGACUGUUAACGAGCAACGUUUUUUUUUUCGCAAAGGGAAAUUAUUUUUAAAAGAGCGAAAUUAGGUUCGUAAUUUUUUUUUUAAAAAUCUACAAAUUCAGAACAUACAAUAGGAAUACGAAAUCAUAAAACAAUGCACUACCUCUCCUUUUAAAUAUUUUUAAAAUCAUUUCCAAUACAAUUUGGAAAACCCUGCUCCUCAUAGUUUGGUGAGAGACAUGAAUAACCAUCUUGUUAUAUUUUCUAUGAUAUUGCUCGAUUGAAUCGUUGUUGAACACAUCUACAAACUGUGCUGAAUUUUAGAGUAUGAUUUGGGUUAAAAAUGAAAAAGAGGUUUAUUAAAUGAAAUUUACAUCAUGAUCAACAUGAAAUAUUUUAAUAUGAUUUAUAAGUUAACUUUAAAGAAAUGAACUCACUUUUAUGCCCACUCCAAACAAAUUCCCUCUUUUGGGGCAAAUUGUGAAGUUUGUGUGGCACGCUGCAAGAACAAUCUUGAUGUAGCGCAUUAGGAAUUUUACAAAGAGAUGUUUUUCACAAAUGUAUUUUUUUCGACUGCUUGUUCAACCAACAACUGCACACCUAUUGCCUCCUCCACCCUUAUAUACAGCUUUCAUGGAUAUGGGUUCAGCAGUCAUGGUUGUAAUGACGUAUAGAUCACAUGAUCAAAUAUAGAUGCGAGAAGAAUUAUGCCUUCAGAUUAGAACAAAAGUCGUCUAUACCAUAGUUACAAUGUUAAUUAGUUUUUUUUAUAUAAGAAUUCAAACAUGCAAAUAUAUCAUAAUUAUCUAAUUAAACACUGCAAAUGACUGUUAAUGAAUCGUAUUUGUAUUUCUAUUUUUGUCAGGUGUAAGAUUUGAACUUUUCUUAUAAAACUCCUCAGGGACCCUGACGAGUGUGAGGAGAAAGGGGUGAAUUUAAUCAAACUCUAAAUUUUGUAGCUUUGUAGGUGAUAAAACAACAAAACUAUGAGAAACAGACAGCGCUGCGCUUUCAUGCUUUUAGUGUGUAGUGUAUUCUUAGAGAUGACAGAAAACUGUCAAAUAUCAAAAUAUAUUGAUGAUUGUGGAAACAGAGGAUUACUGUGGAACUGCAGCGGCUUAAACAUCUCCAGAUUACCAACGUCGAUACCCCUGGACUUACAUAAUCACACUGUCACACUGGAUUUGUCUUUCAAUCAGUUUUCUUCUCUGACAGGGGAUACAUUUAGACAAAUAGCUGCCUACACUCACGUUACGUCAAUCAUACUUCACCACAACAAGCUUACCGAUAUUCAAAGUCUGACAUUUCAAAAUCUGUCAAGCUUAUGCAGUUUGGAUCUCUCUUUUGCACAUCUUGAUAAAACUGAAAUUGAUGCUAAUGCAUUUUCUUUUCUUCAAAAACUUCAGAUUCUUCGAAUUCAUCAGAACAAUUUUCAAAGUUUGGGAUACCCUGAUUUGCAGAUAUCCAAACUCCAUUCACUGAAACAUCUAAAAAUUGACACAUUUUUUGGAUUUGCAUUUACAAAACCAUUCCAAAAUCUUACAAGUUUAUCGCAACUUGAGUUUAAUAAUGUCAACGAUUUUAAAUUAACUAACACUUCCUUUCAAGGCCUUAUACUUUCUCCAAUAUAUAGUAUAAACAUGGAUUUUAGUGGUCACGUAGAUUGUGACAUUCCAGAAGACCUCUUUUGCUCAUUUCCAUAUCUACAUAAAGACAUUCAGAUAAAUUUCGGCGGUAAAUGCAGCGUGCUGGUUGUUCUUAGGUCCCUUAAAUGUUUGCAGCAUCGUAAAAUACAAAAAGUCGAUUUGUCUGGGAACAAGGAAAGUAUUGAAGCUGAUAUAAUCAUCUUAGAUGAUAGAUCAUUUGAGUACCUUCUAAACAUGUGUGUGAGUGUGCUGCUAUUGGAAAAUAACGAUAUUAUUUCUAUAAGAACAAACAUAUAUAAAUCAACACUAUGGACUUGCUUAGAUACUCUAAAUCUCAGCCAUAACGAUAUACAGAACGUUGAAUCAAACACAAUUUUGGCAUUUUUAACCUGUCCCUUAUUGCGAAAUUUAAGUUGGUGCUGCAAUGUCCAAUCACCUCAUGUUGAAUCAUACAACGUUACCAAUCGCAUAGACGAUCAUCUAUUUAUAAAUAUUUAUCUACCAAAAAAUCUUCAGAUAUUUGACUAUUCCAAUAAUUACAUCCAUAACGUUGACUAUAAGCCCUUUCGUAUAAGAUUUACAGGGAACCAGUUGCAAAAGUUAUAUCUUGCAAAAACUAACUUCCCUCUUAUGUUUGAAAAUAUAUUUAAUUUUUCGUCCUUGGUUAUUCUUGAUUUAUCUCAAAAUGAAUUCAGAAAUAUACAUCCUGAUAUAUUUCAAGGAGUAAAAAAUAUUCAGGAAUUAUAUGCUAUAGAUGUCCACCUAGAGUUUACGGACAGUCUUAUUUCUGAAAGUUUGUUUAGAAAUUUACACUUCUUGUCAAAACUUGAUAUUUCUCAAAACCGCCUAUCUGUUUUACCACCGUUGCUUUUAAGAGACCAAAAGAAAUCUUUAAAAGAACUUCAUCUGGAUCAUAAUAUGUUUUCUUCCGUUUCAAAUUCCUUAUUGCAGUUGGAAAAUUUAGAAACUCUUUAUGUUCGAAACAACUUGGUGUCAAAAAUUUCUGAGAAUGAUCAAAGAUUUUUUAAAUCCCAGAAAAAUAUAUCGAUCUUUUUAGAAGGAAAUCCGAUCUCUUGCAUUUGUUCCAACAUCAAGUCUUUAAAAUGGAUGAAAGAUCAUCGAAAUUCAUUUUCAGAUCUAUCAAAAACGCUCUGUGUAGAGAGUAAAAGCGCUGUUAGUGAGUUAUUUAACGACUAUAAGUGGAGGUCAUUUGAAUUACAAUGUCAGACAGUCGCUUGGCUGAUAUUUUCUGUAGGACUGCUCGUUUUAACAGUGUUAACACUCACAAUAACAGCCGUAAUCAGAAGAUACCGCGUUCAUUUGGAAUAUGUAAUUCUAAGAAUGAAACAAAGAUGGAAAGGCGUUCAAAUAUACCGUCAAGAAGAUGUCUUUUCGUAUGAUGUGUAUGUCUCAUACAGUGAUGUUGAUUACCCGUGGCUUAUUCAGAAUUUACAUCCAAAAUUUGAAAAAAUGAACCUAAAGACAUGGCUAAAAGAUAAAGAUUCCACACCAGGAAGCUGGGAAUCAGAGGAGAUAGUCAACUGCAUUAAUAUGAGCAGGAAAGUGAUGUUUAUCGUGAGCGAGACUUUUCUAGACAUUGGAUGGUCCUCCUUUGCUGUUCAAAUGGCCAUAACCCAUGCAUUUCAUAAUCAUCGUCAAGGGUCUAUAGUGGUUAUCAUUAAAGAUGAACUUCCUCUCGAUAAACUUCCAAACGAAAUCAAAAACAUUUGGUGGUGUAUCGAGCAUUUCAGAUGGCCGGAGGAUGAAACAAAUGACAAAAUAAUACUGUCAAAAUUGUGUAAUGUUCUUAAAAUAUCAAAUAUUAUAGAAUAGAAAUUUUUACCAAAAUAAUGUUGUCUGAAUAUAUUUUAUCUAUAUAUAUUUUUUUAAUUUUGUACUUUUGCUCCUACACGCGAGCAUCGUUUCUCAUUUUGAUUCAAAACUUUUAUCAAACCAAGAUUUAUGGAUUUGCUACGAACUUUGCUUUUAAGCGUAAAAUUCAUGGCUUAUCAUUUGUUGUUGUUUAAAUUAAUUCCUCUUUUUUCUCACAGUAUAAUUUAAUGAUAGAUAUAUUUACCACUUUGAAUGUUGUACAUAUUACAUGUACUUUAAUUUGUUCUUCAUUUAAGAUGAAGAUAAAUGUUUAUGUGACAUACUAUUUUUAAAAUGAAAAUAAAAGUUUAUCUUUUCUUAUAUACGAAGUAGUAACUAAUGGAAAAAUCACUGUCCCAGAAAUUUCCUAAAUCAAUCAUUCCAGGGAUGUGAUUCGUUUUUAUCAUUUUAUA